CGCAUCCUCGUAGCCUUUGAUUUCUAAUACACACAACUACCAGAAUCUCACCAAGCAACUAAACAGCAACCUCACUUCAGUCACAAAAACAGUCAUGGCACCUCAUAUCGAAGCUGUUUCUACCAAAUCUGCCCCGGCUCCGCUGCCGCAGUUCUCACAGGCCGUCAAGCACAAUGGAAUGGUGUACUGCUCCGGAAACAUUGGAGCCAUUCCUGGGACAAAUUUUGAGCUGGUAGAGGGAACUGUUAAGGAUAGAGCGCGACAAGCUAUCAAGAACCUUGAAGCUAUCCUCAAAGAUUCCGGCAGCAGCCUGAGAAACAUCGUCAAGAUGAACAUCUACAUCACAAAUAUGCAAAAUUUUGCUCUUGUAAAUGAAGCAUAUGAUGAGUUCUUUACUUGGGAGCCCAAGCCAGCUAGAACUUGUGUAGCAGUCUUUCAGUUGCCAUUGGGAACUGAUGUUGAGAUUGAGUGCACUGCCGCCCUCGACUAGGCAAAAGAUAGAUUUAUAGUAACGAAAUUCUGAAUAAAUGCACUAGAAUAGGUUGCUUGAUCUGAUCACUUCCGACCUU
Fusarium redolens is the source of this 569-nucleotide messenger RNA. Its product is annotated as Endoribonuclease L-PSP/chorismate mutase-like protein. The record is from RefSeq and is a predicted model, not a curated record. Gene Ontology annotation, molecular function: deaminase activity. Gene Ontology annotation, cellular component: mitochondrion; cytosol. The transcript has 3 exons. Bases 95 to 490 code for a protein of 131 amino acids. NCBI's taxonomy places the organism in Eukaryota, Fungi, Ascomycota, Sordariomycetes, Hypocreales, Nectriaceae.